CUGGUCGCGACCUUGGCCUGCGGCGGCGCAGAAAGCAGGCGGAGGCGCGGGCUAUGCUGCGGCUGGCGCUCCCCAGAGCGCGAACCAUCGUGGACAUGUCGUAUGCCCGCCACUUCCUGGACUUCCAGGGCUCCGCCAUCCCCAGAACCAUGCAGAAGCUCGUGGUGACUCGGCUGAGCCCCAACUUCCGCGAGGCCGUCACCCUGCUCCGGAACUGCCCGGUGCCACUCCCCGGGGACGGAGACCUCCUCGUCCGAAACCGAUUUGUGGGUGUAAAUGCCUCCGACAUCAACUACUCAGCCGGACGCUAUGACCCUUCGGUCAAGACCCCCUUCGACGUGGGUUUUGAAGGUGUGGGCGAGGUCGUCGCCUUGGGCCUCUCGGCGAGUGCCCAGUACACAGUUGGCCAAGCUGUGGCUUACGUGGCCCCAGGCUCUUUUGCCGAGUACACAGUGGUGCCCGCCAGCAUUGCCACGCCGGUGCCCUCCGUGACGCCCGAGUACCUCCCCCUGCUGAUCAGCGGCACCACAGCACACAUCAGCCUGAAAGAGCUCGGCAGGCUGAGGGAAGGGAAGAGCGUGUUGGUGACAGCGGCCGCGGGGGGGACAGGCCAGUUUGCUGUGCAGCUGGCAAAGAAGGCCAGGUGCCACGUGAUUGGAACUUGCUCUUCCGACGAAAAGGCUGCUUUUCUGAAAUCUGUGGGCUGCGACCGUCCCAUCAAUUAUAACAGUGAGCACGUGGGUACUGUCCUGAAGCGGGAGUACCCCGGAGGUGUGGAUGUGGUCUAUGAGUCCGUGGGGGGCGCCAUGUUUGACUUGGCUGUGGAUGCCUUGGCCACCAAAGGGCACCUGCUCGUCAUUGGCUUUAUCUCCGGCUACCAAACCCCCACUGGCCUUGCGCCCGUGAAAGCAGGGACGUUACCGGCCAAACUGCUGAAGAAAUCCGCCAGCAUCCAGGGCUUCUUUCUGAACCAUUACCUCUCUGAGUACCGAGCAUCCAUGGACCACUUGGUCAAGAUGUAUACAAGCGGGGACCUGGUCUGCCAGGUGGACCUGGGCCACCUGUCUGCCGAGGGCAGGUUCACCGGCCUGGAGUCCGUAUUCCGGGCUGUCGAUUAUAUGUACAUGGGGAGAAACACUGGGAAAAUUGUAGUUGAAUUACCUCACUCUGUCAACAGCAAGCUGUGAGAACAGAGUAAUGGGAUCAAUCAAAGGGGAAAGAAAAUGGGUACUUGAGGCUUCAGAAUUACUCAAAUCAAUUUAGUUUUAGUCAGUGAUGGAGAUCAUCUUCCUGUAAACGAAAGUAAGGUGUUUGCACGUAGGUUUCUCUGCUUCCCUUUUGUCUUCUUCUACCCCUCCCUUGGGGAAAAAAAAAAAAAGGUGACAAUAAAACUUCCCUCCAUGGCCCAGAGGUAAACCUUUACAUUCAGCCUUUGGUCAUGGACAGUCUCUUCCAGAUUUUAUUGUUCCUGGGAACUAAAUCAAUUCCUGAUGCAAGAGCUGAUCAAAUCAGCGUGUCUCCAGCUGAUGAGAUUUUAAAAUUGGUCUCGAAAAUAGUUCACAAAUUCUUUACUUUGGGACAGCUUUGUCUUAGGCUAAUUAGUAAUUAGUAAAUGAGAGGUGUCGCAAAAAUCAGCCAUAUUUUUGAGUCCGUGUUCUCAGGAAAUGGCCUUUUCUAUCCUAUAAAUCAUUAGCCAACUUUCUAAACAAAUUUGAGGCAAUUCUCCCACGACUUUGAUUUUAUUAGCAAAACUGACUGAGUGGGCACAGAUGUAUUUUAAAGAAAUAGCUUGUAUCAGUGGGUUUUGUCCUGGCGACAUUUCACUUGGAGUGGCCUUUCACUCCUCCCUAAGAAGCAAAUCCGUUUGGGAGUGGGGAUGACAGA
Molecule: messenger RNA, 1884 nt
Organism: Molossus molossus (Pallas's mastiff bat)
Lineage: Eukaryota; Metazoa; Chordata; Mammalia; Chiroptera; Molossidae
Gene: PTGR3
Product: zinc binding alcohol dehydrogenase domain containing 2
Exons: 2
Coding region: 54-1187 (377 amino acids)
Cellular component (GO): mitochondrion
Molecular function (GO): zinc ion binding; oxidoreductase activity
Source: RefSeq, a predicted model, not a curated record